CCAAACGAAACCCGGACGAAGCUCGAAAACAGCAAAUUUCCCUCUACUUUUACCUCUGUCUGUGGAGAUAGAAAACACCCAGACGGGAAAAGAAGUCCGGAAUUUUCAUAGCAAUCACUCGGUUUAUAUUCCCAAUCAGAUCUUCAAGUAGACGAAGAUUCUGGACAUUUUAAACUCUUCGUCUGUCAUCUGGGUUGGGUUUUGUUUCUGGAGAUCCCAAGAGGUGGAGAUGAUUCUUGCAGAAACAAAAAGUGAUCCUGAAGGAGAAAUUAAGGUAAGUUUUGGUUAUCAGUGUAAUGGCGAGCUUGAUAACUCCCAAGAGAUUCCCAAUGGUCAUGAAACUUCAUUAGGGACUAACCUCCGAAGAGCAGGCAGCUCCUUCUCUUGCCUGUCUGGGGCUGCCUUAAGUGCCAAUGCCACAUUGGCCAACACAAAAAUCUGCAAUGGGUUAAUUGGGGCAGAAAUACUUCCAACUUGGGAUUCCCCCACUUCGUUUCGUAAAAUUGCUUCUUCACCAUCUUUUUCAAAGUUGGAUUUGUUGUCAAGUUCUCUCCAAAGUAAUAUGUCAAACUUAAGUUGUAGCCCCUCCACUCCAAGAGAACUAUCUGAAGAUGAGUCCUUUUUGUUAAAAUCUAUGAGCGCUCCUUCUAGAAGUGAAUGUUUACUCAAUGCUACCGAAGUACAAGUAGCAGGUGGUGCUGCAGGUGAAGAUAGAGUUCAAGCUGUUUGCUCUGAAGAAAAUGGAUGGCUUUUUUGUGCCAUCUAUGAUGGCUUCAAUGGAAGAGAUGCUGCUGAUUUUCUAGCUGGAACACUGUAUGAGACUAUUUGGUUCUACCUUAACUCACUAGAGUGGGAAUCAAAGCAUGAUAUGGUUGGAGAUUCUGAUUGUUUGGUUUCAAAUGGGCCCCUCCAGUACAUUUUGGAAGAUAAUGAUAUCAAUCAUGAUAGUAAACUUGCAAGAACUGGAGAUGAGGAUUUAUCUAGUGGCCCUUUCUCCAAGGGGCCUUCAGAUGCUACAAUGGAACAAUCAUCCAAUGUUCUUGAUAGCCUCCAACGUGCUCUCAAUCAGGCUGAAAAUGAUUUCUUGUACAUGGUUGAACAGGAAAUGGAGGACCGGCCUGAUUUAGUAUCAGUAGGAUCUUGUGUCUUGGUUGCACUUCUACAUGGGAAGACCUUGUAUACCCUCAAUUUAGGAGAUAGUCGAGCUGUUUUAGCAUCUUAUGGUGAAGGAGGUGAUCUGAAUAACAAGAAGCCUCAAGCUAUCCAACUCACUGAUAGUCAUACUGUGGACAAUGAAGUUGAGAGGAAUCAACUUUUGUAUGACCAUCCAGAUGACCCCUCAACAAUUGUAGCAGGGAAAGUGAAGGGAAAAUUGAAGGUCACUAGAGCAUUUGGAGUUGGAUAUCUAAAAAAGAAAAAUUUAAAUGAUGCUUUGAUGGGCAUUCUUCGAGUUCGUAACCUUCUAAGUCCUCCGUAUAUCUCUGUGGAACCAUCAAUUAAUGUCCACAAAAUCUCAACUUCCGAUCACUUUGUUGUGCUGGGGAGUGAUGGUUUGUUCGACUUCUUCAGCAAUGAUGAGGUGGUGAAUCUUGUAAGUUCCUACAUCUUGAACAACACCUCUGGUGAUCCAGCUAAGUUUCUAUUGGAGCAGCUUGUAGCUAGAGCAGCUGAUUCUGCAGGUUUCAGCACAGAAGAAUUGAUGAGCGUACCGCCUGGUAGCAGGAGGAGAUACCACGACGAUGUAACUGUAAUCGUGAUCAUCCUCGGGACAAACAAACGCACUUCGAAGGCAUCAACUUGGCUCUAAAUUAUUUCUCCUUUUCUUUCUCUGUCUUAGUCUUUUUUCUUGUUUCCAAGUUACGAAUACUUGCAACCUUUUAAUAAAAGAUUUUGGGGGUUGUAUAUAUGUCCUAGAUGAUACCCAAACUCUUAAUUCUGUAGUUUAAAAACACCUAUCUUGAUCUAUACACAAGCUUUUGCUCCAA
This is a messenger RNA of Diospyros lotus (date-plum), 1985 nucleotides long. Its product is annotated as probable protein phosphatase 2C 40. The coding region runs from base 230 to 1807 and encodes 525 amino acids. Gene Ontology annotation, molecular function: protein serine/threonine phosphatase activity. Gene Ontology annotation, biological process: protein dephosphorylation. The record is from RefSeq and is a predicted model, not a curated record. NCBI's taxonomy places the organism in Eukaryota, Viridiplantae, Streptophyta, Magnoliopsida, Ericales, Ebenaceae. The transcript is spliced from 5 exons.